AUCUGAUCAAAGCGAAACACUUGCUCAUUUAUAUGGGGUGCUUUUAUAUAAGAAGAAAGAUAUAAUAGCAAUUCAAGAAAAACUUGGUAUUAGCUGGAAAGCUAGCAUGGCUAUCAGUAAUGCAUUGGAGCAAAUAGAACGCGAACCCGACAGGAUAACACUUGCUGAUUCAUAUAAGUUGUUAUUACAUUUGGUGGGAGAUUUAAUACCGAUACAGAAGAAUCUCGACAUUGAUGGCAACCCCAUUCUGGCAGUGGAAUAUAAUAAUGUGACAAAUCAAAACAAUAGAGGUUCUUCCGAUUUAUCACUUUCGAAAUUAUUUAAUUUGCUUUUAUGCUUGGAAGAGGAUAUAAUGUCAAUUCAGGAAGAACUUGGUAUUGUUGGUUAUACUAAUCAAGAAAUUGCUGUGUUAAUACAGAAGUUCGUUGAUAUAGGGGUAAAGAAAUUUUGGUUUACUGGUGAGGGACUACCAUUAUUUCCAAAUGUCUCUCCUCAACAACUACAUGAGGUUUUCGUCAAAAAAUCGGCUAGCGUUAAUCAGUGCCCAUGUCUAGAAUUAAAAGUAAAGUAA
Molecule: messenger RNA, 571 nt
Organism: Entrophospora candida
Lineage: Eukaryota; Fungi; Glomeromycota; Glomeromycetes; Entrophosporales; Entrophosporaceae
Source: the annotation of a GenBank genome assembly